Molecule: messenger RNA, 1890 nt
Organism: Rhinichthys klamathensis goyatoka
Lineage: Eukaryota; Metazoa; Chordata; Actinopteri; Cypriniformes; Leuciscidae
Product: E3 SUMO-protein ligase KIAA1586-like
Exons: 1
Coding region: 1-1890 (629 amino acids)
Molecular function (GO): protein dimerization activity
Source: RefSeq, a predicted model, not a curated record
AUGGUUUUGCUUCCAGGUUGUGCUGUUUGCAGCGCAACAAAAUCAACUGGCAUCCUCACAGAAAAAAGAGUGUCCAUAUCUGAGGAGUGGGUGCACUUUAAGAUCCAGUCCUCAAAGGCAAACAGGUCAACAUCUCUGGCUUCUUUGAGGAACAAGAUACGACGACAUGAGACAUCCAAGGCACACAAAAUAGCUCAGGAGCUCACUGAAAAGGGUGGACAGGAUUUACUUGGAAAUUUGGUGAGUUCUAUGUCAGAGACUGUGUUUGCUGAGACAGAUGCUAUAUUCAGAACAGCAUACUAUCUUGCGAAAAUGAACCGACCUUUCAAUCUCAUUGAGCUUCAGGAAAAAAAUGGUGUCAACAUGGGUGCUAGUCUGCACUCAAGGUACAGUUCUACAAAAAUUGUGGAACACGUAGCAAAAGAGAUGCAGAAAAAAAUAGUUCACAGUUUUGUGUCGUCUUCAAGUAAGUUGUCUGUUCUCAUUGACGAGGCUACAUCUCUUAGCCACAAAUCUGCCAUGAUUGUCAACUUGAAAGCCUCAGUAGAUGGAGCUACUCCUGAAUUUGUGUUUCUGGAGCUGGUUGAGCUGGAGAGCCAAAGGGCAGGGGAUAUAGAAAAAGCCCUUCUUGACUGUUUGGACACUGCAGGCUUCAGUGAAGAGUGGCUUCAAAAGAACUGGGUCUCAUUUGUUUCAGAUGGAGCUAGUGUCAUGUUAGGCAAGAACUCUGGUGUGGCAACCAGGCUGACUGCAAGGUACCCUAACCUCUUCACAUGGCACUGCAUGAACCACCGUUUGGAACUGGCUGUAUCUGAUGCUGUGGAUGAGGUUCAGGCAGUCAACCACUUCAAAGUGUUCAUGGAGAAGAUCCAUAAUCUCUACAGUCAGUCCAAUAAAAAUUCACGGGAGCUUCUGGAAGCAGCGCAAGAAGUGGGUUCACAAGUCCUGAAAAUUGGCAGAGUUUUAAGUACGCGAUGGGUGGCCAGCAGCUUUCGCUCUGUAAAGGCUGUGUGGAGGUCGUUUGAAGCAUUUAACAGACACUUUGAAAAUGCUGCAGGAGACCAAACAAGAAACGGCAAAGAGAGACAAACUUACAGAGGACUGGCACGUCGUAUGCAAAGCAAGGAAUUUCUGUGUGACCUUGGACUCAUGUACGAUGCACUGUCUGAACUUGCAAACCUGUCUCAGCAACUCCAGGCGCAUUCAAUCACACUCUUGAGAGCAGACCAGCUUCUGAAGUGCACCAUAAGAGUGCUGGCAUCAUUCAAAGACACCCCAGGAGAGAAAUCAGAGGAGGCACUGACAGCACAGGGUUUAGGACAUUUUGGAUCAGUUCCCCUGGAGUCAAAUGCAAAGCUCACACCAAUCAAUGCAAAGCAGUUCCUACAAAGUCUGAUCAACAACAUGGAGAAGCGCCUCUCAUUUGAAGGUGAAAUGCUUCAUGAUCUCAGCGUUUUGGAUACAGGCAACUGGCCGUCAACACCUGGCAUACGGCAUGGUGAGGCAGAAGUGAAACGACUGUGCAGGCGGUUCAAUCUUUGUGAAGAGCAAGCAGUUAAUGGUAUGAGAGAUUUCCUUGAGCACCCAGACAGUGAGCCUGAAAGCCUAAAACCACUCAUACGAUGCAUGCAGGCCAUCCCUUGCAGCACUGCUGAGUGUGAAAGGGACUUCAGUCUCAUGAACAAUGUAUGCACGGAAAGAAGAUCUACACUGCUGUUGUCUAAUGUUACUAAUUUGAUGAUGGUCAGCAUCAAUGGGCCUCCUGUAAGACUUUUUGAGCCAAGGAAAUAUGUAACAACAUGGCUGAAAAGCCAUCGCUCUGCCACGCAAGCAAGGAGGCAAUGCACACCUCAGAUGCCUGUGUACAAACAAAUUUGGAAAGCUCUGUAG